CCUCAGCCGGGAGCCGCCAUGUCCGUGGCGUUCGUGCCCGAGCGGCUGCGCGGGAAGGCGGAGGUCAACCAGGACACGCUGCAGCGGCUGCUGGAGGAGAACGAUCAGCUGAUCCGGUGCAUCGUGGAGUACCAGAGCAAGGGCCACGCCACCGACUGCGUGCAGUACCAGCAUAUCCUGCACAGAAACCUCAUUUAUUUAGCUACAAUUGCUGAUGCCACUCCGCCCAACACGCAGAAGCCUGUAGACUGACUGCAAUACCUGGACGUGAGCAGUGCUGCUUUCAGAGUAGAAAUAGUUUAGAGUCCCACUUUGAGAGCCAAGAAAGUCUGGGUUUGAAAAAUUCAGGUAAAAAGUGAUCUGUACUUCCGUGUUUAAAAUGUUAAUGUUGUUUUCAGUGUAGUAUUCAGCCAGCUUUUCCCCUGUUACUGUAACUAACACAGUUUAAGAAUGAGAAUUAUCACAUUCCCUUUUCCCUCUGAAAAACUCAGUGUACUUCAGGACAGCACGCCCAUUUCAUGAGUAUGGUUCUGUAAUAACAAGGUAAAUGUUACACUACGUGACUCCUACCUCCAACGUGUUGGGCAAUUCCAAAGCUGGACAUAUGUUCCAUAUCUAAAAGCAGUAGACUCUUUUGUAUCCUGUAUCAGAAUAACUGUGCUAAAUAAAGAUGUUAUUUGUAAAUUG
Sturnus vulgaris (Common starling) is the source of this 687-nucleotide messenger RNA. It is a transcript of the gene SS18L2, whose product is annotated as SS18 like 2. NCBI's taxonomy places the organism in Eukaryota, Metazoa, Chordata, Aves, Passeriformes, Sturnidae. The record is from RefSeq and is a predicted model, not a curated record.